Penicillium canescens is the source of this 1224-nucleotide messenger RNA. RefSeq lists its product as uncharacterized. The transcript has a single exon. Gene Ontology annotation, cellular component: endoplasmic reticulum. NCBI's taxonomy places the organism in Eukaryota, Fungi, Ascomycota, Eurotiomycetes, Eurotiales, Aspergillaceae. Gene Ontology annotation, biological process: transmembrane transport. The coding region runs from base 1 to 1224 and encodes 407 amino acids. The record is from RefSeq and is a predicted model, not a curated record.
AUGGAGUCAUACCUUUCAAACCUCUUCUGCGCCUUUGUGGGCGCGCUUGCUCUCGCGGUCCUCACUACAGCGAACCCGGUAGCGCUCGACGUCGGUUCAUGCCAACAUGCCACGACUGUCACCGCUACGGCUACGAUCGCUCCAACGGCGUCUGCAAGCACAACUUCAUCUCUUGCAACCGCAAGCCCGGGUACACCCCUCUCUCCAAAGGUUCUUCUUAUCGCCAAUACAUUCGAGUUUGGCUAUCUUGAGGAGUACAACUUUACGACUGUAUACACCGGCGACUUGUUUGAGCAACUCUUAGCCUGCACCACCGAUGGUACCGUUUGCAAGCUCGCCUGUGGACAAGAGCUAGUCUCGGCGUCGCAGAUCACUUCCCUUUUGUUGAUUCCCGGACUCGAUCUCAGGAAGACUUACAUCAUUGUCACUGGUACCGGGGGCGUAAAUCCCAAAUAUGGUACUGCCGGUGGAGCUGCUAUUAGUACAUUUGGAAUCCAAUGGGAAUGGGGCAACAUGUUUCUGGGGACCGACCUACCGGCCAAUUUCUCAGGACAAUACUUCUCUUCAUAUGCGCAGGAUGCGCCAUUCAAGUACCCUUUUACCGUUGGGACGGAGGUGUAUAAGCUCAACGAGGCUCUUGUUGAUCGCUUCUACAGUGUCGGUAGCAAGGUCACAUACGAGGAUGUUUCUGAAGCUUCGCAAAAGCUCCGGACCACUUAUAUUUAUGAUGCAGCAAAACAGGCGCCGUUCCUGGCAAGAUGCGACACCGUUUCUGCACAGACAUAUUGGCAUGGGAACGUGGCGGGGGAGAACGUUGAGUACUACUCCGCUGUUGUUACAACUGGCAAGGCACGCCCUUGCAAUACCAACCAGGACGAUCAAGGAAGGUUGGUAGCUCUAUUUUUGGGCGCGGUCCACAAGAAGAUCGACUUUGGAAGAAUUUCAAUGAUCAAGGCUUUCAGCAAUUUCGACCGACCUCCUCCCCAGUUGACGGCUUAUCAAUCUCGCUUUUAUGUCGGAGAAGGUGCGACAGAGCCUGGUCUGAGGAAUUCGUGGAAGACAAUUGUGGCGGUUGUGGAUGACGUGCUAGACAACUGGGAGACUAUAUUCGAGGCUGGCAUCAAGCCAAAUACAUAUAUGGGUGAUUUGAGAGAGAGACUUGGCGGAACCUCUGACUUUGGAACAACAGCCGGUGCCGCUGGUGGGUCAGUACAGGGCGCUUAG